AAAGCUCCUGCCAGGAUGAUCAAGGUUGUUUGCAACAACCGCCUGGGGAAGAAAGUUCACUUUAAGUGCAACACCAAUGACACCAUCGGGGACCUUAAGAACCUGAUCACUGCCCAAACUGGCACCUGUUGGAACAAGAUUGUCCUUAAAAAAUGGUACCCAAUUUUCAAGGACCAUGUGUCUCUGUGGGAUUAUGAAAUCCAUGAUGAAAUGAACCUGGAACUUUACUACCAGUAGAGAAGAAUUCCUUCUUCUGCCCUCUCCUCAUCCCACAAACUCACCUCACCCGUUGCUAUGGAUGCUUGUUUUUAAAAACUCACAUUAAUAAAGAUUUAGAUGUUAA
This is a messenger RNA of Perognathus longimembris pacificus (Pacific pocket mouse), 343 nucleotides long. Its product is annotated as ubiquitin-like protein 5. The transcript has a single exon. The coding region runs from base 16 to 237 and encodes 73 amino acids. The record is from RefSeq and is a predicted model, not a curated record. NCBI's taxonomy places the organism in Eukaryota, Metazoa, Chordata, Mammalia, Rodentia, Heteromyidae. Gene Ontology annotation, molecular function: protein tag activity. Gene Ontology annotation, cellular component: cytoplasm; nucleus. Gene Ontology annotation, biological process: protein modification process; mRNA splicing, via spliceosome.